Cuscuta epithymum is the source of this 930-nucleotide messenger RNA. Lineage: Eukaryota; Viridiplantae; Streptophyta; Magnoliopsida; Solanales; Convolvulaceae. The record is from the annotation of a GenBank genome assembly.
GAUUAUUCAUAGAGAUUGAUUGGGCCACAUAAUAUCCAACAUAAGCCCAGGUUAUAGAUAACUCUACCCUAGAAGCCACGGUAUAAGCUUCCAUUCGCAGUGUUCCGCAGUCGCACUGAGUUCGGCAUUUGCCUCCGACUUCGGGUCGUCGUUCUUCCAUUCCUAUAGGAGUGUCACGCCGCCACCGCCGCCGCAGCAGCCAUGGGUCGUAUGCACAGUCGCGGUAAGGGUAUCUCAGCUCCAUGCCCCCCUUACAAGAGAACUCCUCCAGCUUGGCUCAAGGUCUCCGCGCAAGAAGUGGAAGAGAGCAUAUGCAAGUUUGCAAAAAAAGGUAUAACACCUUCGCAGAUCGGUGUUCUUCUGAGAGAUUCACAUGGAAUUGCUCAAGUGAAGAGUGUCACAGGAAGCAAAAUUCUCCGCAUCCUCAAGGCACAUGGUCUGGCUCCCGAGAUACCAGAGGAUCUGUACCAUUUGAUUAAGAAGGCUGUUGCAAUCAGGAAGCAUUUGGAGAGGAAUAGGAAGGACAAAGACUCCAAGUUCCGUCUGAUUCUUGUUGAGAGCAGGAUUCAUCGCCUUGCGCGCUACUACAAGAAGACCAAGAAACUCCCCCCUGUUUGGAAAUAUGAGUCUACAACUGCCAGCACUUUGGUGGCCUAAACUGAAAGGGGCUUUAGGUUCUGAAAUGAUUAGAAGGAACCGGAGCUACUGUAGUUUACUUAAGGCUAUGUUCAUUUACAAUUUGUUAUUUUGACAAGCAUCUUUUUCAGUUUGUCCUCGUUUUUGGAUUAAUAAGAGAUUUUUGUGUUACAAAGGAGCCAAAUUUAAUUCUGAUAUAUGAAUGCAUAUUUACAUGUUUUUGUGUCAGAUAUCUGUAUUUUUAAGCACCUGUAAGUACAUAGUUCUAUCCCUUUCAUGGUUCCAUAGUUGGCA